AUGGACCUUGGGAUGGCCAUGAAUUCGGUGACAUUCCUGAAUUGGCAACCAUUCUACCUUUUGACUUUAAGAUUGUGUCCAACAAUGAUGAAGUGUACUACACAUACACCCCCCAAGAAUAAGUCAUCGAUUACAAGGGUUGUUUUGUACCAACCAAAUUAUGCUCACCUAGGCUAUACAUGGAUUGAAAAAGCACAAUCUUGGAGGCUUAAUUCAAUUUUUCCUGGAGACAAAUGUGACUACUGCAAUCUUUGUGGUUCAUUUGGGAUUUGUGACAUGGAUAAGGCCCCUCUGUGCAACUCCAUACUUGGAUUCAGACCAAAAUCACCCCACGAUUGGGACACAAUGGAUUGGACACAAGGGUGCAUGCAAAGCCGAUCUUGGAGUUGUAGGGAGAAGAAUAAAGAUGGGUUUCGCAAACUUAAUAGCAUUAAGCUGCCUGACACCAGAAAAAAUUUGGUUGAUGCAAGUAUGACACUUGAGGAAUGUAAGACUAAAUGCUGGCAAAUUUGUUCUUGUACUGCUUAUGCAAACUUAAAUAUCGCGGGUGGACGAAGUGGAUGUGUGAUUUGGUUUGAUUGA
Messenger RNA from Abrus precatorius (Indian licorice), 582 nucleotides. RefSeq names its product G-type lectin S-receptor-like serine/threonine-protein kinase At4g27290. NCBI's taxonomy places the organism in Eukaryota, Viridiplantae, Streptophyta, Magnoliopsida, Fabales, Fabaceae. The transcript has a single exon. The record is from RefSeq and is a predicted model, not a curated record. Gene Ontology annotation, biological process: recognition of pollen. Bases 1 to 582 code for a protein of 193 amino acids.